GAUUACAUUAUUUGGCGUAUUUUAUUUGUAAAUUUUGUAGUGUUGGUAAAAGACCGAGCCUAUGUAUACAUAUUUGUCAAUCUCACUUUAAAUCGGUUUUAUUUUAUUCUCAUAAAGAUUACUACCUAUGAAUGUAAUUCAAAAGUGAAGACAUAGCAAAUACAAACAUUCCACCUUUUGGGAAAAUGACGAACGAUGCAAUCAGAUGAGAGUGCGGCUGCUAAAAUGCAAUAAACAACCAACUAUACAAACUAGUACUAAAGUUUCUUUUAAAUUAAAAAUAUGUUGCGAAAAUAUUUGUUUGAUUCAGGCGUUAUAUCAUUUAUUUUCGCGAUCUUCGCAAACUUAGCCAUUUUGCGAAAUAAUUUUACUGUACACUGUGCUAAAGAAAUGCUACUCCAGACGCAGUUUUCUUCAAUUGAUAUAGUUGCUCAAUUUAACUUGCCGAAUACCGCUGGAUUAGAUGCGAAGAUUACCAAUAUGUCAAGAGUAACGAAUCAUAGAAAUCGGUCCAGUGAUGAAGUUGCAAGAGACGCACAAUCAAAAAAUUAUUUCACGCACCUCAGUUUUGAUUUUAAGCAUAAUGUCUUGUUUGCUGGGGCAACAAACAAAAUAUUAAAACUUAACGAAAACUUACGUGUGCUAUCUGAAGCUAUAACUGGACCUGUGAACGAUUCGCCUCAAUGUCAUGCAGGCGGCUGUCCCGAAGACAUCGAAACUUCGCUAGUUAAUAACUACAACAAAAUCCUUGUAGUAAGCUACUCUCACGAUGGGAUUCUUAUAUCAUGUGGUAGCAUUCGUCAAGGUGCUUGCGAAAUAUAUAGUCUUCCCCGAUUUCCAACAACGCCCCAGUUUAUUGCUGUUCCAUUGGCCGCAAACGAUGAAAAUGCUUCAACAUUUGCAUUUGUGGGACCAGCAAGAUAUUCCUGGAAAGAAGACGAUAUAUUGUACGUUGGAACCACUUUUACCAACGUUGGAGAUUAUCGCCAUGAUGUCCCUGCCAUUUCAUCUCGUCGCCUUGAUGAUUUAAAUUACGCCGAGUUCUCUAUUCAACAGUCAAUUAUAAAUAUCGAUGUUAAAUACCGAGACCAUUUUUUGGUAAACUACAUUUAUGGAUUUAAUUCUUCAGACUAUGCAUACUUUAUAAUAGUUCAAAAAAAAUCCCAUUUAGCAGACGAGGCAGGCUAUGUAACACGGUUGGCUCGUAUUUGCGUCACAGAUCCUAAUUAUGACAGUUACACUGAAAUAACAAUUCAGUGUACCGCAACUGAAAGAAAUACAGACUAUAAUAUUCUACGGGAUGCAAAAGUAACCCCAGCUAGUUAUAAGCUAGCUCAGCAAAUGGGCAUAAAAAAGGAUGACCAUGUAUUAGUUACAGUUUUUUCUCCGUCAAAGGAAAUUAGCGAUCAACCGGAACGAAAAUCUGCAAUGUGUAUAUACAGUAUUAAAGAUAUAGAGGACAUGUUUAUUGAAAACAUACAUAUGUGUUUCAAUGGAACCACAAAGGAUCGUAACUUAGGAUAUAUAUCUGGCACUAUCAACGAUGGAAGAUGUCCCAUUGUUGGCUCCCUUGGAAACAUUUAUAACUUUUGUUCUGUAGGACUUAAAAUAAGCGGAGUAUCUCCAAUAACAACGCAAGCACUUUUUCAUUUUGAUAAUGUAUCAGUUACUUCAGUAACCGCGACGUCAACUACAGAUCAACAACACUCGCUGGCUUUUCUUGGAACAGAUGAAGGUGCUGUGAAAAAAGUCCUCUUGUCUGGGCAAAAUCCGGGAGAGUAUGAAGAAAUAAUCGUAGAUGCUGGUAACCGGAUAUUACCAAAUACUAUGAUGUCGCCGAAAAAAGAUUUUUUAUAUGUGUUAUCCCUACGAAAAAUUACAAAGCUAAGAAUUGAACAUUGUUCGGUUUAUACAAAUUGUUCAGCUUGCUUAGAAUCUCGUGACCCUUUUUGUGGAUGGUGUUCUUUAGAAAAGAGGUGCACCAUACGAUCUACGUGCCAACGAGAUACUUCUGCUUCGCGGUGGCUUUCGUUGGGUAGUGGACAACAAUGUAUUGACUUUGAGUCAAUUAUACCAGACAAAGUUCCAAUUACUGAACUUACGCUUUUACAUUUAAUUAUUCGGACAUUACCAGAGCCAUUUAAUGCUAAAUAUCGAUGUGUUUUCGGAAACUCCACUCCAAUUGAUGCUGAAAUUCUAGAAAAUGGGCUUGGAUGCGCCACGCCCGCACUGGACCAGAGGCCUAUUAUUCCAACUAACACUGAUCAUGUGUUAGUUCCUUUAUCCGUGCGAAGUUCGGAAACUAAUAAAGACUUUGUGUCAAGAUCAUUCGCAUUUUUUGACUGCUCACAUCAUGCAAAAUGUCGGGAAUGUGUAGUCAGUUCAUGGGGAUGUAACUGGUGCAUUUAUGACAAUAAAUGUAUGCACAAAUCUCAACAAUGCCGAAACAUGGAAAUAGCUAUUAGUACGGCAAUGCAGUGCCCCCAUUUAAAAAAAAAUAGUCAUCCAAUUCUUUUGCCUGUACGCGUUCCGAAAGAAAUUCGCCUUGAGAUAGAAAACUUGCCAAAACCAAAAAAUGCCCAUGCCGGCUUUUUAUGCACGAUUCAUAUUGAAGCUGCUCAAAUGCUUUUGCCUGCACAUAUUGAAUCUAAUAAAAUCGUAGUUUGUGAAAAAACUCCUUACUUCUAUGAGACCAAUACGCAUGAGUAUCAGGCUAAAGUAGUUGUUACAUGGAAUUUUCAACAUUAUGUGGACACGGCUAUGGUUACAUUGUAUAAAUGCGAUGUAUUAGGUUCUCACAGGGAUCACGCAGAUUGUAGCUUGUGUGUCACUCGGGAACCAAAAUACCAAUGUGCAUGGUGCGGGAAUUCUUGUGUUUACAAUGAGACCUGUAGUUCUGACAGUAGUUUUCUCAAUGCAAGGCCACCAACACUUAUAAAAAUUGAUUGUCCUUUACCUAGGAUUGAUAUUAUAAAACCUCUAUCUGGACCUAUUGAAGGAGGAACUCUUGUGACAAUUGAAGGAAGUAACUUGGGUAUUCGCGAAGAAGAUGUACGCGGAAAAAUAUUUAUUGGUUCUAUUCCAUGUCAUCUUAUAAGCUAUCAAAUAUCUGUAAAAAUUGAAUGUCAAACUGGAGCAGCAUUGUAUGAAAUGUCAGCCCCAAUUAAGGUUGCAAACGAUGCCGGAUACACUGAAUCUAGCGUACAAUUUCAUUUUAAGAAUGUACAACUUACUGGCUUGUAUCCGACUAUUGGGCCGAGGUCGGGAGGUACGCAGUUGUCUUUAAUAGGAAACUUUUUAAAUAUUGGUUCAAGUAUACGAGCCUAUUUAGAUGAGUAUGAGUGUUACGUAAACGUUUCUCAAUCUUCAUCUUCUCAAGUUAGCUGUACUACUUCUGAGGCAACACAACCAGAACCUAUUCAAUCUCUCCGUUUGUUUAUUGAUGGAGCAAAUCGUACAUUAACUUGCCAGAGUUCAGUUCAAAACAUUACCAUUCAAAAUCGACUUGUAAAUCCAUUACGAAGUGAUUUAAAUGCAUAUCAGUUCCGGACAUUCCCUCGCCACAUCUGUUCUGUUUUUAAUUACACACAGGAUCCUAGGAUAAUGCAAAUCAAACCAUUAAGGAGUUUUGUUAGUGGAGGCCGUGUACUUACUGUUCAUGGAAUGUACCUUGACUCCAUUCAAAAACCAGAAUUGGAAGUAUUUUUUGAUAAUGAGAGAAUUAAUAAAACUUCUUGCGUUGUUAUCAACUCGAAUCAAAUGGAGUGCCCUUCUCCUCCAGUAAACUUAAAAUUUUAUAGUUUUAAAAAUUUGAAUGGAAUUUUGGAUUCGGAUUUUGACAUAAGGAACUUUUCUGCAAUGGAAAAUAAUUUUCAAAAUAAAAGACGAAAAAGAAAAACUCGUUUAUUGGACGAUUUUCAUACAUACACAACAGGAAAAACGACAUCAAGAUAUUUAAGUGGCAAUAAUAUGGAUGUUACAACAUUUGUAAAAGUUCAUGAAACGCAAUUAAAUUUGCAACUUAGUUUUGUAAUGGACAAUGUGCAGCUAGUUCGGGAUUUAAACAAAUAUUUUCAUGAUAUAAGAAGUACGAUUGUUUAUUUGACUGACCCGAAAUAUUUCCAAUUUCCAAACGAUGGAAUAAAACUUUACAAGGGUGAUAGCUUAGUUAUUGAAGGCGAACUUUUAAAUUUAGCAGCAGAUGAAUACGAUGUAAAUGUUACAAUAGGUACCAUCCAAUGUAAUAUUACAAGUCUGGCAUUAACACAACUUUUGUGCAUUCCACCGGAGCAACAGCCUCCCCCAACUGACGAAAAUGGCGUAGAUCAGACAAUCGAUUUACCGUUAGUUGUUGUAAAAGUGGGUCGUAAUCUUCGUUUUGUCAUUGGACAUCUCAAAUAUGAUAUAAAUAAGCCGUUCGCCUUCUCACAUGCAUUGUUUGGUGUUAUGUUUACAAUCGCCGUUCUUGUUGUUGUUUUACUUAUUGUUUUAAUAAUUUUCCGAAGAAAGUCUACCCAGGCAGAACGUGAGUAUAAACGCAUCCAGAUACAGAUGAUUACAUUAGAAAGCAAUGUUCGUUCUGAGUGUAAACAAGCUUUUGCAGAGCUUCAAACUGAUAUGACUGACCUGACGGCAGAUCUUGAGAGCAGUGGAAUUCCAACGCUUGACCAUGUGAACUACAUAAUGAAAGUUUUCUUUCCUGGUGUGUCAGAUCAUCCCAUUUUAAACUCAGCUAAAUUUCAUGACAGUUGCCCACAUAACAACUAUGAUGCUGCUAUGGUACAAUUUGAACAACUUCUUUGCAACAAAUACUUUUUACUAAUAUUCAUAGAAACUUUGGAAGCUCAACGCUCGUCUUUUUCGAUUCGUGACCGUGUAAAUGUUGCUUCCUUACUAAUGGUUGUAUUAAUGAAUAAAAUGGAGUACGCAACAGAGAUUUUGAAGUCACUCUUACUACGGCUAAUUGACAAGUCGCUGGAAAGCAAACAUCCUCAUCUAAUGUUGCGACGUACUGAGAGUGUUGUUGAAAAAAUGUUAACCAAUUAUUUGGCCAUAUGUAUGUACGACUAUUUAAAAGAAUAUGCUGGAUCAAGUUUAUUUCUUCUGUUUAAGGCCAUAAAACAUCAAAUUGAAAAAGGGUUAGUAGAUGCCAUAACUAAUGAUGCGCGCUACUCUCUUUCGGAAGAGCGUCUUUUACAUGAGCAAGUUACUCAUUCUGUUGUAAUUUUGCAUAUCUUGCAAGAUGAUCUUGAUGAAAAAGUUCAGUGCCGCGUUAACGAUUGGGAUACGAUUUCGCAAGUGAAGCUAAAAAUACUAGAUGCUAUUUUUAAAAACACUCCGUUUUCAAUGAGACCAUCUAUAUACGAGGUUGACUUAGAAUGGAGACAUGGGCGUGGGGGUCACCUAACAUUGCAAGAUGAAGACUUAACCACAAAAACAAUAAACGGUUGGAAACGUCUUAACACAUUAGCUCACUAUGGAGUCAAAGAAUCGGCUGUAAUGUCUCUUAUUGCUAGACAAAAUGAAAGUUAUCAUAUACCCUACGGUAAGGGCCACCAUGCGGCACCAUAUCAUAAUUUUUAUUUCAUAAACAAUUCCCAAAGCCAUAUCAUUAUAAAUAACGACAUUGAGUCUGGAUUGCAGCAGCCUCGGAUUUACCAUCUGAUUAAACCUUUAAUACCUGAUCAUUAUAUGAAUAUAAAAAAUUCGACUUUAUCGGGACCGUCGGCAGCAUUGCAAACUUCGCAUUCUACAAGUUAUUGUAAUGACAGAAUAAACAAAACUAUACCUGAAGUAUACUUAACUCGUCUAUUAGCCACUAAAGGAACUAUUCAAAAAUUUGUCGACGAUUUCUUUUCAAUUGUCCUAACAGUUAAUGAGGAACUACCACCGGCGGUAAAAUGGCUUUUUGAUUUGUUGGACGAAGAAGCUUCGAGACAUGGAAUUAGCGAUUCUGAUAUUGUCCAUGCGUGGAAAUCUAACUGUUUGCCUUUAAGAUUUUGGGUUAAUUUUAUAAAAAAUCCCGACUUUAUAUUUGAUAUAAAUAAAACGUUUUCUGUGGACUCAUGUUUAAGUGUAAUUGCACAAACCUUUAUGGAUGCCUGCUCAACAUCUGAACAUAGACUUGGAAAGGAUUCGCCUUCAAACAAGUUGCUCUUUGCAAAGGAUAUUCCAAACUAUCGAAUAAUGGUAAAGAGUUUUUACCGCGAUGUUUCUCGUCUUCCGCAAAUAAGCGACCAGGAAAUGAGUACAGCCAUGCAACAACUGUCGGUAAGGCAGCUCGAAGAAUUUGAUACAAUUUCAGCUUUGAAGGAGCUAUAUAUUUAUGUAACGAAAUACAAAAAUCAAAUUAUGGAAGCUCUUAAGUCUGAUAUGAAUUGUCGAAAAAUGAACCUGUCUCAAAAAUUAGAAAACGUUGCGAGUACACUGGAUGGCGAGGAAAUUUCCAAUUGCUGACAUAAAACUUUCACUGUGACGUCAUCUCGUGGAAAGUAUUAAUAGAAGUUGAAGAUAUGCAGGUUAUAAUCGUAAUACAAAACAUAUAGACUUAAAUAAAAAAUAUUUGUGUCUUCAAUUGUAAGAUAAUAUUAUAAUUAAAAUAAAACAAUUUGUCUCAUGUAAAUUCAUAUUAUUAAGAAUAUUUAAAUAUAUUUUAAUGAUUAUUUUGUAUAUAAACAUAUAAGAAGAAUAAAUGAUUCAAGGAA
This is a messenger RNA of Drosophila ananassae, 6704 nucleotides long. It is a transcript of the gene PlexB, whose product is annotated as plexin-B. The record is from RefSeq and is a predicted model, not a curated record. The transcript has 6 exons. Gene Ontology annotation, molecular function: semaphorin receptor activity; protein binding. Lineage: Eukaryota; Metazoa; Arthropoda; Insecta; Diptera; Drosophilidae. Gene Ontology annotation, biological process: regulation of cell migration; motor neuron axon guidance; regulation of GTPase activity. Gene Ontology annotation, cellular component: semaphorin receptor complex. The coding region runs from base 283 to 6456 and encodes 2057 amino acids.